Molecule: messenger RNA, 870 nt
Organism: Cadophora gregata
Lineage: Eukaryota; Fungi; Ascomycota; Leotiomycetes; Helotiales; Ploettnerulaceae
Exons: 5
Coding region: 1-870 (289 amino acids)
Source: RefSeq, a predicted model, not a curated record
AUGACAGCUCGUGUUCCCAAUCCACCAGCCUACCCAUCUUCUGAUAGCACCGUCCUGUUCGGCGAAAAAGAGCUGUAUGCACGGAUUGGCGAAGUUGCCGAGAAUGAUGGAGGAAAGACGUUAAUUGAGAAGUUUGAGAUUCCGAUUAGAAGUGGCAAAGCUUGGGUUGUGAAGAAAGGACAAAUCUGUGUUCUCUCGACUCCUGAAGGACCUCAAGUUGGAGAUUUAAAUGUUUUCUCGCUUCAUAACCCUCGAGAACGCUUCUGGGCUGCACGGACGAGACAGCUACACGCUUCUCACGUUUCUGUCGGGGAUAGACUGUGGUCAAAUCUACCAUACCUGAGACCUUUAGUCACUAUCGUCGCCGACAGUCUGAAAGACUAUGGUGUAGAUGAAGUUGGUGGCCGAUGCCAUGAUUUACUAGGGACAAGAUGUGAUCCUUAUGUGGACAAUCUUCUUAGUGGAGAUGACUUCGAUUACCAUUGCCAUUCCAACCUUGUCAGAGCUGUUCUACCAUAUGGGCUUACUGAAUCAGACAUUCAUGACGUUCUGAACGUUUUUCAAGUUACCCGGCUGAACGAAGAUGGAAAGUACUGCAUGGAGACUUGCCCAGCAAAGCCUGGAGAAUACUUCGCUUUCUUCGCCGAGACAGAUGUACUCUGCGCGUUGUCCACUUGCCCAGGAGGUGACCUAUCAGUCUAUGGAUGGGGUGGGGACUCAGCUCAGCGUAUGCUUGAUACUUGCAGACCGCUAGGGGUAGCUGUGUAUGAUAUUGACAGGAAGGAAGAAAUAUUGAAGGGGUGGAAAGAAAGUGAGCCUGCUCGGUACAAAGGGAUGCAUGGAUUGAAAAUCCCAGUAUGGGGCAAGUGA